Panonychus citri (citrus red mite) is the source of this 907-nucleotide messenger RNA. It is a transcript of the gene ATPsynC, whose product is annotated as ATP synthase lipid-binding protein, mitochondrial-like. The coding region runs from base 182 to 625 and encodes 147 amino acids. NCBI's taxonomy places the organism in Eukaryota, Metazoa, Arthropoda, Arachnida, Trombidiformes, Tetranychidae. Gene Ontology annotation, molecular function: proton transmembrane transporter activity. The transcript has 2 exons. The record is from RefSeq and is a predicted model, not a curated record. Gene Ontology annotation, biological process: proton motive force-driven ATP synthesis; proton transmembrane transport.
UGAGUUAACCUUGUGGCUUGUCUGGUAUUUCUGGUUACUACUUGUGUCUCUCCUCUACCCCGGUGUGUGUUGAUUAGAUUUCUUUCUGUCCUUAAGGUUAAAUCUAAUUUUUAAUUUCUCUCCUUAUUUGUUAAUUGUUAACUUAAUCAAAAGGUUAAUUUACUCAAUUUAAUUAGUAAAAAUGGUUUUCCUUUGUGCAGCACCUUCACUUCUCUCCAGAGCAAUGGUUAUGUCUGCUAACCGAGGUAUGGUUCGACCCUUAAGCUCCAUCAUCAGUGGUAGCUCUAGUUUCAGCAGUCCAGUUCAGAUGAAGCAAGAGAUGAAACCAAUGCAAACUCUUUCAUCCCUUCCUGCUCUUUCUGCAAUCAGACCAAUUCACACUAGUUCAAUCCGAAAUGACAUUGACUCCGCCGCCAAGUUCAUUGGUGCUGGAGCUGCCACCGUUGGUGUUGCUGGAUCAGGAGCUGGUAUUGGUUCAGUCUUCGGUAGUUUAAUCAUUGGUUACGCUCGUAAUCCAUCUCUCAAGGCACAACUUUUCCAAUAUGCUAUCCUUGGUUUCGCCCUUUCCGAGGCUAUGGGUCUUUUCUGUCUUAUGAUGGCCUUUUUGAUUCUUUUCGCUUUUUAAGUUAUUUACUCUCCUCAACCAGAAAAAUUAAAUACAACCUCUAGCCGAUAUAACCCAAUUUACCAUCACCAUCUUAUUAUUUUAGGGUUUACACACCAACAAUUAAGUUUAAAUCAAAAAAAGAAACUCAAAACCCAGGCCCUUUUCUCUCUCUCUCUCAAUCUCUCUCUCUUAAAAUCAAGGAUAAAACAUAAAAUAUGGAAAAAUGAGAGUAACUAAAAGUAGAGUAAAAAAUAAAUUGAAGUUGACAAUUAACCAAUAAUAAAACCAAUUGGAAAUUUA